Molecule: messenger RNA, 1184 nt
Organism: Solenopsis invicta (red fire ant)
Lineage: Eukaryota; Metazoa; Arthropoda; Insecta; Hymenoptera; Formicidae
Product: E3 ubiquitin-protein ligase ariadne-1-like
Biological process (GO): positive regulation of proteasomal ubiquitin-dependent protein catabolic process; protein polyubiquitination; ubiquitin-dependent protein catabolic process
Cellular component (GO): cytoplasm; nucleus; ubiquitin ligase complex
Molecular function (GO): zinc ion binding; ubiquitin conjugating enzyme binding; ubiquitin protein ligase activity
Source: RefSeq, a predicted model, not a curated record
UUGUGUCGCAAUAGGAAAGCACUUGCAGCGACACUGUGUUACAUUGUGUUGGUUGUGUCGCUUGCCGGAAAGCUCCCUUAGUAGACGAUGUCCGUGUUAUGCGAUUUGUCAAGUAUUCCAAAGCUAAAUUAAAAUAUCAACACUUAAUCACCAAUAGCUUUGUCGAAUGUAAUAGGCUAUUGAGAUGGUGUCCUUCUCCUGAUUGCAAUAACGCCAUUAAGGUACAGUACGUGGAAGCGAGACCGGUUACUUGCAAAUGCGAACAUAUUUUUUGUUUCCACUGUGGAGAAAACUGGCAUGAUCCCGUGAAGUGUCAUUUACUUCGUAAGUGGAUCAAAGAGUGCGAUGACGAUUCCGAAACAUCAAACUGGAUCGCCGCUAACACGAAGGAGUGCCCUAAGUGUAACGUUACUAUCGAAAAAGACGGCGGGUGUAACCAUAUGGUUUGCAAGAAUCAGAAUUGUAAGACUGAAUUCUGUUGGGUAUGUCUUGGACCUUGGAAACCUCACGGAUCUAGCUGGUACAAUUGCAACCGUUAUGAUGAGGAAGAAGCUAAAGUAGCCAGAGACGCGCAGAAAAAAUCUAAAUCAGCUUUACAGAGAUAUUUAUUUUAUUGUAAUAGAUAUAUGAAUAAUAUGCAGUCGCUAAAGUUUGAAAGUCAUUUAUACGCCAGUGUAAAGGAAAAGAUGGAAAAAAUGCAGCAAUAUAAUAUGUUGUGGAUCGAGGUACAAUUUUUAAAAAAGGCAGUUGACAUUUUGUGUUCCUGUAGACAGACUCUUAUGUACACUUACGUUUUUGCUUAUUAUGUGAAAAAGAACAAUCAGUCUUUGAUUUUUGAAGAUAACCAAAAGGAUUUGGAGAGCGCUGAGGAGUGCCUCUCUGAAUAUCUUGAAAGGGAUAUCACGAGCGAAAAUCUGGCAGAUAUUAAACAAAAAGUUCAGGAUAAAUAUAGAUACUGCGAUAGUCGGAGAAAGGUGCUUUUAGAACUUGUCCAUGAAGGGUACGAGAAGGAAUGGUGGGAUUAUAAGGAAUAGAGGAUGUUUGUUAGUUUUAUUUCUUGGGGUGAUCAUAAAUCCUCUUCUUUCCCACCUCUGCCCUAACUGUGAUAAACCAAGAAAGAGUUAACAAGAGAUAAAAAUGGAGCAUGUCACAAGUGAUUAUAAAACGUGUUUAUGCACUUUAUG